Amphimedon queenslandica is the source of this 519-nucleotide messenger RNA. Its product is annotated as cytosolic 10-formyltetrahydrofolate dehydrogenase-like. Lineage: Eukaryota; Metazoa; Porifera; Demospongiae; Haplosclerida; Niphatidae. Gene Ontology annotation, molecular function: oxidoreductase activity, acting on the aldehyde or oxo group of donors, NAD or NADP as acceptor. The record is from RefSeq and is a predicted model, not a curated record. The transcript is spliced from 4 exons. Bases 29 to 490 code for a protein of 153 amino acids.
UAUAGUUGGUCAAGGAUUAUGCGAUCAUAUGGAUGUCAGAAAAAUUGGUUUCACUGGCUCGACUGAAGUUGGUAAAGGAAUAAUGAAGAGUUGUGCUGAGAGUAAUGCUAAACGAGUAUCACUUGAGUUAGGUGGUAAAUCCCCACUCAUCAUCUUUAGGGAUUGUGAUCUUGAUAGAGCUGUUAGACAAUCACUAGGUGCAGUGUUCUUCAAUAAAGGGGAAAACUGUAUUGCUGCUGGACGUUUGUUUGUUGAAAGACAAAUACAUGAUGAAUUUAUUGAGAGAGUAAUUGAAGAGGUUAAGAAAAUGAAGAUAGGUGAUCCACUGGAUCGUUCAGUAUCUCAUGGCCCUCAGAAUCACAAAGCUCAUCUUGAUAGCUUGAUACAUUAUAUUAAGGUGGGAGUUGAAGAAGGAGCUAAUUUAGUGUAUGGAGGAAAGAGACUGGAUCGUCCUGGUAUAACUGUGUGUGUAAAUAUGUUUGUAAAGUGAUUGUACCUCAUGGUGUUAAUUCUAUGUAU